Molecule: messenger RNA, 1417 nt
Organism: Lycium ferocissimum
Lineage: Eukaryota; Viridiplantae; Streptophyta; Magnoliopsida; Solanales; Solanaceae
Product: protein NEN4
Exons: 6
Coding region: 99-1016 (305 amino acids)
Molecular function (GO): nucleic acid binding; 3'-5' exonuclease activity
Source: RefSeq, a predicted model, not a curated record
UUCCAUCACUUCAUCAGAUAACAACCUAUCUUACAACUUGUUGAGCUCCCCAAAAGAAAAACAAAACAAAACAAAACAAAACAAAACAAAACAAAACAAUGGCAAUUCCUAACAUUUCAAGCAACAAAAGGUCCUCAGAGAUUGUCUUUUUCGACUUGGAAACAAAUGUUCCAUCGAAACCUGGACAGAAAUUUUGGGUGUUGGAGUUUGGUGCAAUGGUAGUUUGUUCAAGAAAGCUUGUUGAACUUGAAAGCUACUGCACCCUUAUUAGGCCAGGUGACUUAUCAGUUGUGGGAUUAAAGUCAGGGAGAGUCGACGGGAUUACGCGAAAAGCAGUUACUGAUGCACCUUCAUUUGAAGAAGUUUCAGAAAAAAUCUUCAGUAUUUUGGAUGGUAGGAUUUGGGCAGGUCAUAAUAUACAGAGAUUCGAUUGUGUUCGUAUUAAAGCAGCGUUUGAUGAAAUUGGACGCCCUGCACCUGUUCCUGUUGGACUUAUUGAUUCCUUAGGUGUUUUGUCUGAGAAAUUUGGUAAAAGAGCUGGAAACAUGAAGAUGGCAUCAUUGGCAGCUUACUUUGGUCUCGGGGAGCAAAAGCACAGGAGCUUAGAUGAUGUUCGGAUGAAUUUGGAAGUCCUAAAACAUUGUGCGACAGUUCUAUUUCUUGAAUCAAGUCUACCAGAUUUGUCAAUUGGGAAUUGUGAAGGCACUUCCAGCGUUACUACAAGAAGUAGAAGCCAAGUGCAAAAUCUUCCAAGUUCUCCGAUCGAUAAGUGGCAGAAUAAUCCUUCCUCAAUAACGACAAGGAGUAGCAGAGGGAAACUUCCGUGCAGAGAAGAAACAAGCCGGAAAUCUCCUCCUGCAUCGACAAGUGCUCUUGGAUAUCACAGAGCUGUUCCUUAUGCAAGGCAAAGCUUGGGAAAGGUGACUGUAGGUGUAAGGAAUUUGUUAUGUAAAGCUCAAAACAAGCCUCUCAAUACUUUAUUGAAGCAUUCAUCAACUCUUUUCCGAGGAGUAUGAAGAACCAGUUCUUCUCAUUUUAAGGAGCAAGACCAUCAAAGGUUUCAACUCUGUUGGAUAAGUUUGCAUGUAUUUAAGUAAAAGAAUUCAAGCAUAAGGUGCAUACAUGGAAGUUAACUUUCUGAGAAAAUGUCUGGAGGAGAUUUUUUUGUCCCCCUAUGACUGAGAAAUUAAUGGACUUGGUUGGAACUUGGAAGCUAUGAAGAUCACAUUGAAGUCCCAGUUAGUAAUCAAAUUCCAGUUGCUAAUUCAAGCUCUAAAUUCCAGGGAUGCUAACCUUAUCAUCUGAUUAACCAAUUUGUAUUCUUUGAUUACUUAUUCUUUCAUUCUUUCAGUUGUGGAACUCUGUAAAUGUUUGUACAUCUCAAUUAAUAAAUAUCAGCUGAUAUUCUUUGAUUCUA